AAACAGAAACUUUGGGGAAAGGAACCCCUGGGGAAGGUGGGGCCCUGAGCUGCCUCCCGCGUCCGCACCCUGCGAGCUGCACCUGCCACCAUGAGCCGCUCCCCUCGGCCCUUGCUCCCUGGCGCCUGCGCCGCCGGCCCCCCCACAUACGAGAUGCUCAAGGAGGAGCAGGAGGUGGUGGUCGUCCGGGCGCCCCAGAGCACGGCUCCCGCGACCACCACCGUGAUCAACAUCCACGGUGACACGGUCGUGCCCGACCACGUCGUCUGGUCCCUGUUCAACACCGUCUUCAUGAACUGGUGCUGCCUGGGCUUCCUGGCCUUCGCCUACUCUGUGAAGGCCAGGGACCGGAAGAUGGUGGGCGACCUGACCGGGGCGCAGAGCUUCGCCUCCACAGCCAGGUGCCUCAACAUCUGGGCGCUGGUCCUGGGCCUCCUCCUGACUGUCACCUUCGUCAUUCUUGUGUCAACCGGCUCCCUGAUGAUUUUCGAAACAGUUUCCGAGAUGGUAAAACAUGACCAUGACGGAGGGUCGUAGUCGGCGCCGGAGGCCUCGGCGGCCGCUCCGGUCACACUGUCACCUUCAGGUCCCUCUAGCGCUGGUGUCAAUAAAGCACCUGCCUGUGA
Nyctereutes procyonoides (raccoon dog) is the source of this 626-nucleotide messenger RNA. Its product is annotated as interferon-induced transmembrane protein 1-like. The coding region runs from base 91 to 537 and encodes 148 amino acids. Lineage: Eukaryota; Metazoa; Chordata; Mammalia; Carnivora; Canidae. Gene Ontology annotation, cellular component: plasma membrane. The transcript has 2 exons. Gene Ontology annotation, biological process: negative regulation of viral genome replication; host-mediated suppression of symbiont invasion; response to type II interferon. The record is from RefSeq and is a predicted model, not a curated record.